Phoenix dactylifera (date palm) is the source of this 546-nucleotide messenger RNA. The record is from RefSeq and is a predicted model, not a curated record. Lineage: Eukaryota; Viridiplantae; Streptophyta; Magnoliopsida; Arecales; Arecaceae.
ACUUGGAUUGCUCUUGCUGUAAGAUGCCAUCAAUCAAGGGAUUCAGCAGCCUUGCGCCCAAGACCAAGAACCUGAUUGUCGCAGGUGGGUUGUCUGGCUUCGUCUUGGGGGUGUACUACUACACCAUGAGAGCAGUUGGAAACACAGAUGAGCUGCAGGUUGCAAUCGACAAGUUUGAAGAAAUGAAGAACAAGGAUGAGGCUGAAACGGCUGCCUCACCACCUGGGUCUUGAGACUGCGACAACUUCCCUUCCAGUCAGAAAAAACUUUUCUUAUCUUACGUUGUUGGUGUUGCAAAAGCCUGCUGGAAAGGUGGUGGUCCAGUGACAGUUUCUAUUGCUGCUGGAAUGUUCUUAGAGAAGGAACAGGAUGCGUAGCACUUAAUAAUGCAGAGCUGUGUUCUAAAUAGUGUGCAAGAGUCGCUAUAACUGAUGGCUUAAGUUUUGGAGUUGUGAUACAUGUGUUGUUUUCCUUAAAAAAUAAUAUCUGUUGGUCAUUAUCAGAAAUAAACUGUUUUUGCCCCCUUGCUGGGCGUCUCUGUGAGAA